This is a messenger RNA of Dromaius novaehollandiae (emu), 14213 nucleotides long. It is a transcript of the gene AKAP13, whose product is annotated as A-kinase anchoring protein 13. The transcript is spliced from 40 exons. Bases 352 to 8430 code for a protein of 2692 amino acids. Gene Ontology annotation, biological process: positive regulation of canonical NF-kappaB signal transduction; regulation of Rho protein signal transduction; adrenergic receptor signaling pathway. Gene Ontology annotation, cellular component: actin cytoskeleton; membrane. NCBI's taxonomy places the organism in Eukaryota, Metazoa, Chordata, Aves, Casuariiformes, Dromaiidae. Gene Ontology annotation, molecular function: guanyl-nucleotide exchange factor activity; MAP kinase scaffold activity. The record is from RefSeq and is a predicted model, not a curated record.
AUGCGGGCUGGGCGCGGCGCGGGGGCGAGCGCGGCGCUCAGGUUGCAGCCGGCAGCCCCCGGCCCGCCUCCCUGCCCGCCUCCCCGGGCGGAGAGCGCCCAGCCCGGCCGCCGCGUCCCCCCGUCCCCUUCCCUCUCCCUUCCCUUCCCUUCCCUCCCGGCCCCCGCUGCCAGGGCCGCAGCCGCCCGGCCUUUUUCCCUUGGAUUUUAGUAUCGGAAAACUCUCUAAUGACAACUUUGCUUAGGAGCUGAGCGCCGCUUCCCACCCCGCUCCUCGCCACGCAGCUCAGAAAGCCCUGAAGAACCUCUUGGAGCAUCUGCACUGCUUCAUGCAGUUCAAUGUUCUGGGGUCAUGAAACUUAAUCCACAGCAAGCUCCGUUAUAUGGUGACUGUCUUAUUACGGUGCAGCUGACUGAGGAAGAUAAAGUUGAAGAUGAUGUAGUUUUUUACUUGGUAUUUACUGGUUCAACUCUCCAACACUGCACAAGCACUAGAAAGAUUAAUCCGAGGAGUCUGGAGACAAUUGCUCCUGGCCAUGACUGCUGUGAGACCGUGAGGGUGGCACUCUGUGCCGCUCGGGAAGGCCACCCCGUCCUGCUUGUGGCUGAAGAGAGCUUCCAGUUCGUUCAGGACGAAGCCUACGACGCAGCGCAGUUUCUAGCCACCUGCGCCGGGAACCAGCAAGCGCUGAAUUUCACCCGGUUCCUGGACCGCUCGAGGCCGCCCGCUGCCGACGUGGAGUUUUUGGAUGAGAAAGUGGCCUUGGCGUUUCGGCACCUGAAGCUGCCGGCGGGAUGGAACGUGCUGGGGGCGGAUCAGGCCCUGAACGAGAACAUCCCUCGGGAAACGUUGAUGCAUUUUGCCGUGAGGCUGGGGCUGCUGCGGCUGACAUGGUUCCUGCUACAGCAGCCGGGAGGAAGAGGAGCUCUCAGCAUCCACAACACCGAAGGGGUGACGCCUGUGAGCUUGGCCUUGGAGAAGGGCUAUCAGAAGCUGCACCAGCUUUUGACAGAAGAGGAAGCUAGAGAGCCCGACUCCUGGAGCGCUCUGUCUCACACGGUGCACUCGGGGGACUACUGCGUGAAACACCACCCGGGGCUGGAUGUCUACAUGCUGACAGCCGAAACCAAGGAAGGGGGGAAGGCCAGCUUGGAGGAUGACAUACAGCAGCUUCGGAAACACAUGCAGAGCCACCGGCACAUGAAUUUAAGGAAGCAGACAGAACCUGCACUGAAAGAUUCUGGGAAUAGCUACAGUCAAGGAACAGAGUCAGAUGGUCACCCAGCCACUACAUCUCAGAGCCUAAAAGAAAUGGCAAGAGAAGGAGGGAAGGAAAGUCCAUCUGAUCUUGUUCACCUUGACAGCAGACAACUCUUGGACCAAACCUGCCAGGAGGACAAGCACAACAGUGAGAGUUUGGGAGCUGUCAGUGAUGCUCCAAAUGACUUAGAGAGCCUGGGGGAUGCAAAGAACCCAGAGUGCUCCUGUGAAAGUAAAAAUACGAUGACGUUGAACAAAAAGGAAGAGGAGGAGCCAACCUCUGUUGCAGACUUUGGGACUGUAUCAGACAAAAACGACAGCACGCUCAGCCUGUGUGCGGCUGUAAAUGGUGCUGUAAGUCUUCCAUCCUGUGGAAAUACAAAUGAGGAAGCUGGAAUGACAUCUGCUGGACUUGUUUUGGAUCCCACCAGCUUGUGCAGUAAAGAUAGUACCCAUCAGGAAGUGCAAGUUGCUGAAGAGCGUGCAGUCGAAAGUGCUGUUACAGUGGCUGAAACUGCAGGCAAAACCCCAGCUUCCCUGGUGGCCGUGGAUGUGGCUAUGGGCCAAACUGAAUGCAGGAACUGUACAGGGACGGCUGAUAGGGCUCCAGGCCCGCAGCAGGUAGAGGAUGGCGUGGCUGAGACCAGUGAAAUGAGGACUGCAAAUCUAAAAGAGCAAUCACCAGCGAAGGAAGAGUCAGCCAGCGCUGCUCAGCCCUUGCUCAGUGAUUUUAAUGGCACUGACUGUGCAGAUGAGGAGAAUGCAACUAUGCAAGAGAUGCCGGCAUGUGACAGUACCAGUGCAGAUGUUGGCACUGAUGAUCUCUCCGUUGGCCUUUGCAAGACCAGCGAUAACAGAGAUACCGGAGCAGACACGUGUGCUGAUCAGGUAAACAACGGCUUCUUAGAAAGGCAAGGCAAUCCUCUCGUCAAGGAGAGGGAGGACAUCACUGCGAACGCUGGGGCACUGUUGCCAACAGUGAAUGGGGUGAAGGCUCCAGCGUGUGCACCAAAACACGAUCCUGUGUCAGAAAUCCACAACAGCAGUACGAAUGGGGAGCAAGAAGUGCAGGUAGAAGGUGGUAGCAUGGAUGCAAAAUCUAGCUCACUGUGCCUAGGAGACAGUGUGGAAACUGAUGGUCCUGAUACUAAACCUGAAAAUGAUGAAGUUGAUGGACCUGAUCAAAGCAAUGGAGAACCUGUAUGUUGCCAGGAAAGCAGUAAGAACAGUGUCUUUGCAGCCCAAGCAAUGGAGGACAGCGGAGCCCAUGAGGAGGAGGCAGUAGGAACUGAUACCAGCAGCAGCGGAGACAGAGGAAGCUCCGAUUCUGCAAACGGAGCUCAGGAAGUUGCUAGCUGUUGCCCUUCUGUCGAUGAAACCGGUGUUAAAGAUGAAAUGGGUGACAGCUCAAAAUUAGACACUGCUCAAGCGAGCAAGCAUGAGCCCGGAUCACUCCCUCCGGGGGAUACAAGCGCGUGCUUGCCAGAAAAAGAGCCGCCACACAACGAAGCAGAGAUAGCAGAAAGCGCUCCCGAGCAGGAGGGGCUCAGCGAGGUGGCAAAGUCGCUCCCUCCUCUACCUGAAGGAGACGGGCCGGCUGCGAGUCGGGAGGGUGCUGCUGCAGUGGCACCUCCCGGGCAGGAGGCAGCUCUGCGAGGUAGUGACCCUGAAUUAUCUCCGAGUGCCAAGGGCGCAGGCCGCGUACGGGAUAAUUUAAUAGGCACACCCUCCGUAAUUCGUGAUGAAGGCUCUGAACAAAACCAGGAAGCGGCAGCAGACUCGGCAGGGCUGCCGGAGCAUGGCAAAGCCGCCGCGCAAGCAGCCUGGCCCGUAGAUCAUGCGGGGGGAGAGGGCUCUCGGGAGCAGAGCCUCUCCCAGCAGGCUGAAGGAGACAGAGCCGAGCCUCACCGGGCGGCUUGUGGAAGCGGCAGGGAGAAGGUUUUGUCGGAGGAACUUGUCGCCGCUGUUGUGAAAGCUGCCUGCAGCCAGGAGGUGCCUGUGGCAGAUGGCAGCACUGCAGGCGCUGGGCUGAGAGAGAAGGUCCCUGGUGAGGAAGCGUGUGAGACUGCGACCGUGGAUGCAGAAGUCACCGUGCAAGGCCCUGAAUCAGAAGACAAGUCGGCAGAUGUGGUGGACAACCCUCGUCCGGAUGUGGGGCCGAAGCAAGAAUGUGAUCCCAAUCAAGGCACCUCUCUGCGCAGCAUCACCCCAAAGCUAAAGGACCUCUUGGAAAUGGAGGCACCAGCAGCUGCCUGUGAGGACAAGGAAGUGUUAAGGGUAGUGGAAGUCACCCCCGUAGCAAUGUAUCCGGAAGAGCAGGAGGAUAUGGACAGCGUGCUGCCCAGAGCGGCCCUUCAGCCGAUUGCCGAAGAGCCCACGUGUGACAGCGACUCCAGCACAGACACCGUCUGCCUGGCCGGCGAGAGCGAAGCUGGUCCUGAUGCGGAGGCAGCCCAGGGGGAGGCCUUGGCUGAGCCUGAUGCAUGCAAAGCGAAGCAAAGCCAAGCCGUAUUGGAAUCGACCUUCUCGCAGGGUUCGUGCCGUUUAAAUGCUGUUGAGUCACUGGAGAAUGUGGGAGUAAAGAGUUUGGUUUCGGCAGAUGAUGCCUUCUCUCUGGAUAAAGUUCCUAAAAUGGUAAAAAGUUUUGAUGCGGUAGUUUUUGCAUCGGAGACACCUUGUUCCCUCGAAUUACCAGAAAAAGUGGGGCUUGAACCCCAGCCUGCAGUGGAUACAGCGACCAGCCUUAAUGGAGAAAUGGAUUUAAGCUCCCCGGCAAAGAGGAGGAGCGUCAGCCUGGGAGCACAAGGAUCUGAGCCUGUUACAGGGAAGUUGGAAAUGAAAACUGAAGAUGAGGUGGAUUUUAUGAAAGAUCACCGAGAGAGCGCAGCUUGCGAUGGAACUAUAAACCGUGAAAGCUGGUGUUCGUUAGAGCCAUGUCCCGAUUCUUCACUGCUGGAGCCCAGGCGGACCCGGGAGUCUCCAGAAUGUGAAAGCUUCCUGGAGGAUGGGCUGAGUAGCGUCUGUGCCUCGUCACGGGGAGUCCUUAAGAGAGAGUCCGGGAGCGAGUCUGAGCUCUUCCCCUUGCCUGGUGAUGGGAUGGAAGACAUUGUCUUUGGAAAGCAGCCUGAAGAGGAGCAGUCAGUGUGUGAUGUCACCAGCUCCAGUUCCUCUGCCGAUGACACCAUGUCCUUGGAAAGAAACUCAUCCCUGGGCAGCGACACUUCGCUUCCCUUCCCACCGACGCUGAACUUCAUCAGGCCCAAGGACAGGUACAGUUUGGAUGGAAGCUGCAUUAACAUGGUGGCUGCGGAGGGAAGAGAGGGUGAACCCGCUGGCUCAGGAGAGACGGAAGAAGAGCUGGAUAGUAUAACAGAUGUGCCUGCGCAUUCCUCCGUCUUAAGAAACUCCAUGCGACCGCUGUCACCUUUCCGUCGGCAUAGCUGGGGGCCAGGGAAGAAUGCCACCAAUGAAGCAGAAAUAAAUCAGAGGAGUUCAAUGCGAGUUCUGGGGGAUGGUAUAAAGAAGCCUCCCAUUCAUAGGAGAAGUUUGAGCUGGUGUCCCUCUGGCGUACAGUUCAUUGCCAUGGGUCCUGACUUUAAUUGUAGAAGUUACAGCCUAGAAGGCCUCACUGGAGACCCUGGUGAGAACAAGAAGCCCUCAGCAAGCUUGGAGGCUUCUUCUCUGAGCUCCAAGGACCUCCGACGAAGUCCUCUGGCCAAUGAUGAAUGCGGGUCCCUGGUCUCGCUCACUGAAGAACUGGAGCAGGGGGAAAUCGGAGACUAUGAUCACCGGAUGCAUCAAAGAUCACAGCCGCAAGGAUUUCAUUUCUGUGCUUCUGCUGUUUCUUCUCCACUGACCAAAUCGAUGUCUCUGAUGUCAAUUAGUAAACCCGUGCUGGACACUACGCGACCAUUCACUGGCCCCACCAGCUCCUCAGUUCACAGCACAUCUGAAGAGAGCACCAGUGUCCCCUCUAGCAAAGGUGGAACAAAAGUCAGUCGCACCUUCAGCUACCUCAGGAAUAAAAUGUCCAGCAGCAAGAAGAGCAAACAGGAAAAAGAGAAAGAGAAAGAGAAGACUAAAGAGAAAGACAAGGAGUCCAAGGAGAAGGAAAAAGACAAGAAGCUGAUGAACGGACAUCUCUUCACUGCAACCUCUGUUUUAGCCCAAGCAACCUGUUACCACUGUAUGAAACCUUUCAAUAAGGAUUCGUACUACUGUGCAAACUGCAAUGCAAUUGUUCACAAAGGCUGUAAGGAGAGUUUUGCCUCUUGUGCAAAGGUCAAAAUGAAGCCACAAAAAGGGAUGCUGCAGGCACAUGAUACCUCUUCAUUACCCACAGUAACCAUGAGAAACAAAAACUCACAACCGAAGGAGCGCCCACGCUCUGCAAUACUUGCUCCUGAUGAAAACACCGUAACCUCGAUAUUCAAUAACAGGAGAUCACAACAGACUACAGCACUUUCAAAGAGUGUCUCUAUACAGAACCUUGCAGGAGUUGGCAAUGAUGACAGCUUAAUACAUACUUGGAAAUUCCUGUCGCAGUCUACAGACUCUUUACAUAAAAUCAGCCGGGUGAAUGAAUCCAUGGAGUCACUAAUUGAUGAGGGUGCAGACAUGAAUGAAGGACAAUUGAUGGGAGACUUGGAACUAGAUUCGAAGCAGCUGGAGGCAGAAUCCUGGAGCCAAGUAGUGGACAGCAGGUUCCUACGACAGCAGAAGAAAGAUAUUGUCAAACGGCAAGAUGUAAUUUAUGAGCUAAUGCAGACAGAGAUGCACCAUGUCCGCACCCUGAAGAUCAUGAAUGAUGUAUACAGUGCAGGGAUGGUAAAGGAGCUGCAGUAUGAUCAACACGUAGUGGACAAGAUCUUCCCCUGCCUGGAAAACUUGCUGCACAUCCACAGUCACUUCUUCCAGCGGAUUCUGGAAAGGAAGAGGGAGUCCCUGGCAGACAAAAGUGAGAAAAACUUUGUUAUCAAGAGGAUAGGUGACAUCCUGGUGAAUCAGUUCUCCGGUGAGAGUGCUGAGCGAAUGAAGAAAACAUAUGGCAAGUUCUGCGGACAUCACAAUGAGGCUGUGAAUAACUUCAAAGAUCUGUAUUCAAAGGACAAGCGUUUUCAGGCAUUUGUCAAGAAAAAAAUGAGUAGCUCAGUGGUGAGACGUCUUGGGAUUCCAGAGUGUAUCUUGUUGGUAACACAGAGAAUCACAAAGUACCCGGUCUUGUUACAAAGGAUACUGCAGUACACCAAAGAAAAUGAAGUGGAACAUCAAGACUUGACUCAGUCAUUAAACCUUGUUAAAGAUGUGAUUGCUGCGGUCAAUAGCAAGGUCAGCAAUUAUGAAAAGAAAAUGCGUCUUGAUGAGAUUUACACCCGGACAGAUAGCAAGUCCAUCAUGAGGAUGAAGAGUGGCCAGAUGUUCGCAAAAGAGGACUUGCGGCAUCGGAAGCUCAUCCGAGAUGGGCCUGUUUCACUGAAAAAUGCAGCUGGCCGGUUGAAAGAAGUCCAGGCUGUUCUCCUCUCUGACAUGCUUGUGUUCCUUCAGGAGAAAGACCAGAAGUAUGUCUUUGCCUCACUGGACCAGAAAUCCACUGUGAUCUCUCUGAAGAAGCUGAUUGUACGAGAAGUGGCUCAUGAAGAGAAGGGUUUGUUCCUGAUCAGCAUGGGUGCCAAAUAUCCCGAAAUGGUGGAAGUCCAUGCCAGCUCCAAAGAAGAGCGUAGCAGCUGGAUACAGAUCAUUCAAGACACAAUAAACACCAUGGAUAAGGAUGAAGAUGAAGGAGUCCCUAGUGAGUCUGAGUUGGAAAAGAGAGUGUCGGACACAAAAAUGAGAGAAUUGAAAGAACAACUUCAGCAGAAGGAUAAGCAGAUCCUCAUCUUGCUGGAGGAAAAGGGGAAGAUCUUCAGGGACAUAGCAGACUGCUCUAUGCAAGAGGACCUGCCAGGCUCCAGAGUGCUGUUCAGAGCCAACACAGAGGAGGCAGCAAAAGGAGAGGCCAUUAUGAAAAGUGCAAUAAAUGAAGUUGAACUGCUGCAAGGCCUGGUGAGCAGGAGCCUAGGCAGCGCCCUUGGGCAGCAGGUCAACAGCGCCGCCAUCGAACAAGAAGGAGGAGUUGGCCCCAUCUCUCUCCCUAGACGGGCAGAAACUUUUGGAGGAUUUGACAGUCAUCAGAUGAAUGCCUCAAAGGGUGGAGAGAAGGAUGAAGGCGACGAUGCUCAGGACCUUCGGAGAACAGAAUCAGACAGCAUUUUAAAGAAGGGUGGAAAUGCUAAUCUUAUGUUCAUGUUGAAAAGGAAUAAUGAGCAGGUUCUCCAAAGCAUUACCAACCUCCAUAAGCUGCUCAGUGCUUUGCAGGCUGUGGUGCUGCAGCAGGACACCUUCAUCGAGGACCAGAAGCUGGCUCUGAGCGAGAGAGCACUGACCCGAAGCCUCUCGCGGCCGAACUCCUUGAUAGAGCAGGAGAAGCAGCGCAACCUGGAGAAGCAGCGCCAAGAGCUGGCCAACCUGCAGAAGCAGCAGGCGCAGCACCAGGAGGAGAAGCGGAGGCGAGAGAAGGAAUGGGAAGCCCGUGAGAAGGAGCUGACGGAGCAGGAGGCCCACCUGGCCCAGCGAGAGGAGCAGGUCCAGAGAGGGUGUCAGGAUCUCGAACGGGAGCGGGACGAGCUGCAGAUGAAGAAAGCUUCCUACCAGCUUGACUUGGAGAGGCUUCGUACAGCACAGAAACAGCUGGAGAAGGAAAAGGAGCAGCUCAAGAGAGGCAUGGAGAGGUUACCUCAAACACGGUUGGAGCCUGACCACAACCAGGUUUCAAAUCUACGUGACAAACUUGCAAGAGUCCCCUCCCUGCCCAGCAUGGAGGAUUCCUCCAAGCAGAAAAGCCCUUCCCUUCCUAAACAGGGGCACUUUGAUGCAGAACUGUCUGUGUCUCCCAAAAGGAAUAGUAUUUCAAGGACACACAAAGAGAAAAGCACUUUCCAUUUGCUUAGCACAACAAACCAGACUAACAAGGUGGCGGCUGAAGGACAGUCCCAGAUGCCUACCCGCCUCUUCAGUUUAGCCAAACCAAAGGAGAAAAAAGAAAAGAAGAAAAAGGGCAAAGGACAUCGCUCCCAACCAUCUGAUCCUCACUCCUCAGAAGCACCACCAGAGGGUGAGGAGAUCUUUUGCUGAGCGCCGGCACCAGGUCUGCAGGAGUACACCUCACCUGCACCACGCUGCGGCCAGACCACCCCGGGGCCGAAGCCCACGGCUCUUCCUCUGCCCAUCGGUCUCAUUCAGCUUUGGUACGGUGGACAUCUCCCUGCCUGCUCCGCAGCGUGCUUCUGGUGCCUACAUCUGACAAGCUACCCGGGGAAUUUAAAUAAAACAUGUUGUAAAGGUCUGUAAGUGGUGGGAAAAGGCCUCUCUCCUUUGGUUUUGCAUGAAUUCUCACCACGGAGACUGACUACACUGCAAAUAGUACCGCCUUUCUGUGCAAACCUUGAUUUAAGUCGGUUGGGAUGAGAGAACAUAGCCUUAAGGGGUCUGUGCCUUCAAAUUCCCUUUUUCGGGGGAACAUAACCAAAACCAAGCAUUUAGCAAAAGAUUAGGACUCUACAAAUGGUGCGUACACACUGGCAUAUAUAGAUAUACUGUAUAUAUACAUGUAUGUAUCUAUGUAUCCCCUGGGAUAUGCUUACAGUCUGUACAGCCAAGCUUAGCUCGGCCGGUGGGGAUAGAUGAUACCUGAUGACUUUCAGGGAGCGCGUAGAUAUUAAAUAUCUUGCCCUUACUACUCAGAUUGUAACUCCGUUGACUUGCACGACCCUUUUGUGCUUGUGGGAUGUGGCAUGUUUCACUUCAGAAAGGUACCCUACACCAGGAAGCAGUAACAGUGGAAAAAAAUAAAAAUUCAGGAAAAACGUAAAAUAGAAGGUAUUUCCAAAAGAUUCGAGUGAGGCAGAGAAAUUAAAUGUUAAACUGCUUCCAAAAUUGAGCAGAAUGUCUUUGGGUGUGUUUAAAAUGAUGCAGAAAAGAGAAGUUCACUAAGCUUGUUAGGCAACCCCAGGGAGCCAGAACAGUGUUCAGGUGGGAACAGCUCGAAACAGCCUUUUCUAAGCAAUCCCCGUGAGCUCCAGCUCAUUCCUUCCCAUUACUCCCUAAGCAAAGACUUUUUUUUUUGGCCAGAAUAUAUUUCUCCAUUUGCAUUUGACAUCUCUUCCUACAAACCGGAAGACUUUAUGGAGAAAUGGCCAAAAAUACGCUUUUAGGGAUCUUUGUUCUGUUAUCUGUAUUCUUCCUUCCACUGCUUUUUACAUUAUGACUGGGCUUAUGUUCCUCUGACUUUUGUCAGCUUCUCUAGCUUUUUUCUAACCCAAAAGGACGCAAGAGCAAUUUCCAAGCACUUUGGUAAAGACAUCACAGUCAAAGGACUGAGCGCUGUGAGCAGAGUGACCUCGGGAGAGGCAGCUCCUUGUUCCUACACCUGUACAAUACUGUGCACUUAGGAACAGUUACUGGGGAGAAAAUCUGUUCUUACAGACAAAGCACCAUGCGACAGGUCCAAAGGCUGGCACGCUAGGUCCGUGUCCAUCACUGCGCAGUCUGUGUCCGUGCGCCUCCGCGUUGCCAUCCGCGGAGCGGGCAGGAUCGCGGACGGCUCCUGGGAUGCCGAAUGCGACGUGUUUAUACAGCUGUUGAAUAGGAUGUAUUUUCAAUGGGGGAAGAGGAGUGCAGCAAGCCAGAUUUUUUCCAAAGUUAUUGUUCUUCCAAACCCUCUCAGGGGACUUGCUCCAGCGGAUUUGUAAAUGGUUAUGAGGCGCUAUCAGCUUCAAAUAGCUCAAGGGUUUGCUCAAACAGUUUGAAGCUGUCAAGUGCAUUUCCUUUCCUCACAGUUUUCCUUGAGAAAAAAAAGAAAAAAAAAACCUUUUUUUCUUGCACUAUCAUUUGAUUUCAAUUUGCUCUUUAGCUUCUCACAAGCUAGUCCCAUGCAACAGUUUUCAGAGUUCAGUGCUAAGGAGUAGCAGCAGCAUUGGCAGUGAGGUGGGUACUUAAAUUGGUCUGCCAGGAUCAGUGCGGGAGUCCUGAAUAGCCCGCUUGCUUUUGAAGCUCUCUAAACUAUUAAGACUCAAAAAAAAAAAAAAAAAAAAAAAAAAAAAGAAGAAAGCAAAGAGGUUUGAGAUGUAUUUUUGCUUUUUUUAAUAUUAUUUGGUGCUUGUUCUUAAUUGCAAGCAGGGCUUGCAAAAAUAUUUAUCUUUCUGUUUAUUUGAAAGAGUUCUUUUUUAAAAAAAAGUUUACUUGGUUUUAUUUUUUUAGUUUUAUUUUGCCUUUGUUUUGGGGGUUGUGGGGGUUGGUUUAGAGGUUUUGUUCUUCCUUUUUUUUACCAAGAGAUUGGUAACCCAAUGCUCUUAUCUCUCUGUUUCCUACAAAAAUAGGGUUUGAGCAGUGCUGCUUAGCAGUCUGUGCCAUUCCUGGAAUUAACAGAAUUUCAACUGAGAGCUUUCUUUAAGGCAGAACAUUUUGGGGCCAAAAAAAUUUGGAAAGAGAGGUGGUGACUUCAGACAAGACUCCUGCUAUCAGUAACUAUUUUGUUUAGGUUUUCUCAUACCUCUUGGAGGCAAAGGGAAAGCCAAACACAGAGCAUAUUCCCGUGAGGUGAGGGUCUGAUCGACUGUGCAGGGAGAUCCAGGCAAGUCUUCUCCUGAACUUGAAAGGAGCUGAAGGAGGCAUGUGCUGACUUUGUGGUGUUAUCUUUUUAAUGAGAAAAACACUGAUUUAACAAAAUAACUUCUGCCCUGCUAUUUCUACAUCUGCGAAAAUUAAUGUGCCAAGCUGAAAUUUUUGGUUUCCAAACCAGUGCAUGGCUCAUUUACUGUUGUAUAAACAGAGAUCAGUUCCCUGAUAUUUUGGAAGGUUCCUCUGAGUCUGUAAUAGUCUUUGCCAGUACGAGCUUUGCUUUUCAUCUCACUGUCUUUCCCCCGUCCCAGUACAUCUUGAAUUUGUGCAACAGGGGAAUGUCCCAUGACCCUGAGAAGGGCAUCAAAAGGGAGAUGUGACCCAGAGCAGUAGGGUUGAGUCUGUGACUGGCUUGACUCUCUCUUCUGACCUGUGUAAAUAAAAAAGAGCAUUCAGUGCCCUAAGCAAAAAAUGCAUUUGCGAAGUGGUCUCCCAUGGUCCCCAUGGUUUGAAUCAAAAAUGUACCAACCAGAAAUAUUGCAUAUCAAAGCUGGUUUUGUCUUAAAUUCUGGUGGGCAGACAUCCGUCGUCCCUGGGGGAUGUAUAUUACUGUAUGAUUCACUUUGUGUUUGAAUGAGGCUCCCCCAUUUGAAUGAGACUCCCACACUGCUUCCUUCUCCUCUCACCUUCAGGAAGAUGCAGGCUUGUUUUUUUGUUUUUCCUCCAGUUUUCUUUGGAAAGGCUUGGCAUUGGUUCCUGGAGUUGGAGUCCCACUGUGAUCCCAGCAGAUAGCCUAGGGUUGCCUGCUAGAGAACAGCCCCAGUUUCACAGCACCAAAGCCUUUCCUUUUCCUGGCCUUAAAAUGGUGUUUGCUUUAGUUGCAUGCUUGGCACCAUUCUGCAGUUCUGGAAAACAUGUUAUUUCCUCAGCCCAGCCUAACACCUUGUCUGGUUCCCAUGGCCAGUCCCUCGAUCCCAUUCAGAGUACCCAAAUCACCCCUUUUUGCCCUGGGUCCCUGGUACACAGAACAGGUAGGUUCAAAAAUGUCUGUGAGAAGUCCAUAUUGAGGGGAGAAGAGGACAAUGCAAGGGCCCUAAGAGCUUUUUUUGCUACUGUUUCACAGAGGGAAAAAUCAGACUUUCUUCUCAUGGGCUUUUACUUUGUCCAGUCUUCAUCACUACCCGACAGAAGGGGUUUCAGUGAAUAGUGUAGUGAAGGCACGUCUCGAAUGAAGUACAGAAGUGGUCAGUAUUAGCUGAGGGCAUCAGGAUAUCCCAGGGAGCAGAGAGCAGGUCUAGCAAACGGUUUGAGACAUGAAAGAAUUGGGUGGGGUUGGGCUUAGGUUCUUUCCAAUGAAGCAAUCAUCUCAACAUGUAACUUUGUCAUUUUGAUGCCAUAAAGCACUUUAAAUGGAAUUGGUCUUGUCCCUUUGCAUUUUGCUUAUGUGGAGACAAUCAGGUUUCUAUUUGCUUCCCCCUCUGUGUCCCCCACAUAAUCUGAGCUGAAAGUAGGGAUAUGCCACUGGGAAACCUGGCUUUAGUUUGGCUUUGCCUGGCCUGGGGGAGAAGGGGAGGAAGGGACAAGCUUUUUCUCUUAGUUUUAGACCAGCGUGGGUGUGAGGAUGACUGCAGUCCUGCUGCAGACAGGGUGAACCACCAGCCUUUUCCCUAUGAGGUGUUUGGCCAUCACUUACUCUUCCUGCGUGCACAUCCCUGGAGCUGCCUCAUCUCACACCCAAGGGGCAAAAGCCAUCGUCCUGCUGGGACAACCCGAGCUGGCAUCGGCAUCGCCUCCCGCGCAUGGGAACCGAGGCACCGAUGCCCGUAGGGAAGCGUUCCCGGCCACUGUCCUCCCUCCAGCUCCUCCUGCCUUGGAGAAACUUAGAGCAAAGCAGGCAUGGGGGGGAUGCAACCAAGUGCAGUGCAGUGAGGCCCUUCCCGUGCACUAAGUUAUUUACUGUACAAGCCAUUCAGAGACCUCCUGGGUGCCGUCUCUGGGGCGGGAGCACUUGCUCCUGUGGCAGGUGGCCUGUUUUUUUCCCUCUUGAAGCUUGACCACUGCUGAGAAGCACAGUAAUGCCAUGAGCUUGAGCAGAUGUGUCCCGCCUUGCCCAGGCGCGAGCGUCUGUAGAACCUGAUAAUCUUGGCACCUUCCUUGCGGCGCUAGAAUACCUUCAAGCUGCUGCUGCACCAACACCUGAAUCCAGUCCUUGCAAACGCCACCGAGUCGGAGAAGUUCAUCAGGUGCCAAAGUCGCCGGGAAGCUGGCUGGGAUGCCCGUGGCACGGCGCGCGGAGGACCAGGCGGGGGCAUGGGAGAGUACCUGCUCAAAUCCAACCAAACAUUCCUUCUUAACCAGAGCUCUGGAAAUUUUUCUGCCUGCUGGCCAGGUUUGGGAAUAUAGCGUAAUUUAAGGCAUCCUUUUAAAUAAACCUGCCCUAGCGCUCGCAGCUCCUGCUUUGUCGGAAGGGGCAGCAGUCGAUGGCUCGUUCUUGAUCUGGCGGUGCGGCUAAGCUUUAAAGAUAGGCAAGCUGAACUGGGUUAGUCUCCUACACCUCACGCUCUUGCGUAACGGGAAGCGUAACGCUAGCUCCCUGCCCACGUGUGUUUUAAGGGCGCUCUGCCCUUUUUUCCCCCCACACUGACAUUGAUGCUUUGCCCAAAUAUAUUCUGCUUCCAUCGCUUGGGGGGAGGGGGGACCAGGAUGACGUUCACUGCUUUGCAUACAGCUAUGAGCUUUGUAUGUAUUUAAACUGUCUAUAGGUAUCAAUCAUUGCCAUGCUCUUAAGUAUUUUACUAUUUUCUUUAUCGAUAGUAAACACUGACUCAGAAAACCUAUGUCCAGUUCAGUUCGCCUAUUGUUAAAGUUUAGCCCGGUGUUUAUUUUGUACUAUUAUGGAAUGCACUUGAGUAAUUCCCAGAGCAUUGAGGAGGUGUAUUACAAUAACCCAAUAUACCUCUGCUUUUGGUUUGUUUCUUAAGGAGAAAAAAAAAAAAAAGAACUGCUUUGCAUUUUCAUGUUGAACCCAUUUAAAAAAAAAAAGGAAAAAAGUUUAAAAAAUUAAAAGUUGAAAAAAGAAUUUUUUUAAAAAAGAGGGUUAAACCUAAUUGCUGUAUGUUAAUUUGUAAUUAUGUAAAAAGUGAGCAGGUUAUUGACUGUAAAAUUCUUCAGUUUUUCUGUAACUUGCCAGAAACCAUUAGGUUUUGUAACAAGCUUUUAUUUAUCUUCCUUUUUAGUUAUCAGCAUCAACCUCUUGUAAAGUCAUUUUUCCUCUAAAUAAAUUUGAUUUUAAGUCUGAA